This is a messenger RNA of Lodderomyces oxycetoniae, 1527 nucleotides long. RefSeq lists its product as uncharacterized. Gene Ontology annotation, molecular function: phosphoenolpyruvate transmembrane transporter activity; antiporter activity. Gene Ontology annotation, biological process: phosphoenolpyruvate transmembrane import into Golgi lumen. The transcript has a single exon. Bases 1 to 1527 code for a protein of 508 amino acids. Gene Ontology annotation, cellular component: Golgi apparatus; endoplasmic reticulum. The record is from RefSeq and is a predicted model, not a curated record. NCBI's taxonomy places the organism in Eukaryota, Fungi, Ascomycota, Pichiomycetes, Serinales, Debaryomycetaceae.
AUGAAUGAGAUCACAUCACCAGUAUCUAUCAAAGUAGUUCUAACCUGUCUUUUGUGGUACACGGUGUCAUCCAUCACUUCGCAACUAACGAAGCUUAUAUUAGUUAAAUUCACUUACCCAUUGUUCCUAUCUCAAUGUCAAUUUGUUUUAGGUGCAACUUUGGCGUUUUCUGUCCUUGUUAUAUCAAAAUAUUUCCCUUCUUUUGCAAACCAGUUCCCUCCCGGUAGUCUUCCCGAAUCUGGCCAACAGUCAAUUCCUAUUAUAUCGUUACGGGUACUUUUGAAGAUUUUCCCGCUUGGUUUAUUCCAGUUUACGGGUAAAUUCUUUUCGCUUAGUGCCACCUCCUUGAUUCCAUUGCCUACAAUCUCAAGCAUCAAAGCAUUGAGUCCCUUGCUAAUUGUUAUUGGAUACCGAACUAUAUAUCGAGUGGAGUUUCCAGUAGUCACCUACUUCUCUUUGGCGCCUUUAUUAUUUGGAGUUAUAUUGAUCAUUAUAUCUGAUUCAGUGAGAAACAACAAUCCUGCUAGUUUAACACAGUUAUUAGACAGUAACGAGCAAAAGCAUAAUGACGAAUUAGACGCUAAGCAAGUAAAGGGGAUUGCCUUGUGCCUCUUGAGCACAGUUGUGUUUGCAGCGCAGAACAUUUACGGGAAACAAUUAAUUACAUGGGGCAAUGAUGGUCAGCCACGUAACCCUGUGUCUUUGGUCUUGAAUACAAAUCCCGUGCCACCAUCAACCCCAGUAUCUGCUUUCAACGUUGAAAAACUGCCACAGCUAUUGUUUUCAAACACCAAGAGUAAUUUGAACAAUGCAAAUACAAUGAGUAAAUUUCUUUAUGCGAGACAAAGAAAUAACUCAAUAAAACUACCGUAUUCAACGUCGGAUUUGACCUUAGAUGAGAUGAAGGAGAGUUUUCAUUUGGCGCUGGCGCCAUCGCCAUCAACACAACAACAACAACAAAAUCUAUCACCAAGUUACGCCGCUACUGUUUCCCAAAACAACACCAAUAUUUACAACCCCUUUGCAUAUUUUAUCUACAAAUUUGAGCUCGACAAAAUUGCCAAACCUGACAAAAUGACAAUUGUCUUUUACUGUUCCUUAAUUGGAUCCUUUUUUUCGAUUGGAGGUUUCGUUAUGAACGAAUUACCCAAGAUGUACUUACAAUUCAAUACAGACCUUAGUUUAAACCAACCAGUCAGCAGCACAUCUUCUUCAUAUGGAUUGGUAACAAUAUUGAUGCUUAUACUACUAAACAGCUUGUCACAUUUUUUACAAACGCUUUUAGCAUUUCAUCUUUUGGGAUCUAUGCCAGCAUUAUCUUAUUCCAUCGCAUCAGUAUUGAAAAGAAUUGUUUUGAUAACCGUGAGUAUAGUGUUUACUUUGGGUUAUGCUGAUGGUUCUAAUGGCCGACAUUGGCAAAGGAUUACAACAGAGCAGAUGAUCGGACUAGUAUCAAUUGCUACCGGCUUAUACUGCUAUGAUCGAUGGGGCUCAUGUAGUGUAAAUGUUAAUAGACAAAAGGGAUAA